CACCUGAAAGCAGCAUUAUGAGCCGACCAGACACACAGAGAGACAGAGAGCAUGUUACCUCCACCUGCUGGUCGGUCUGAUAACUACAGCCAGGCGGAGCAACAUACGGUAUUCUUCAUUACAGAGCAGUCCAGAUUGAAGGAGGACAGUGAGGCAAGCCGUGAAAGCGAGCAGAUGUGAACCGGACUACGAAAAGAGAACAAGCUGCAGUUAAAGACGGAAAACCUUUGAUACUGCUAAUAUGUGGCAACCCGCUUCGGAGCGAUUGCAGCACUUUCAGACCAUGCUGAAGACCAAGCUAAAUGUGCUGACGCUGAGGAAGGAGCCCUUGCCCACGGUGAUCUUUCACGAGCCUGAGGCCAUCGAGCUGUGUUCCACCACACCGCUCACAAAGAGCAGGACCCAUGCUGGGUACAAGGUGGCCUACCUGGGUAAGGUGACUAUCUCCGGGACCCAGUUCCUGUCUGGCUGCACAGAGUCGGCGGUGGUGGGUCUUGUGGAGCGUCGUGGCCUUGCUCAGCAGCAGGGCAGCUUCCCCGAAGGCAAUUCUCUGCUGGAGAUCCGGCCCUUCCAGGUGCGUCUUCACCACCUGGAUGAGCACGGCGAGGCCUCAGUAACCAUGGACACCUACCAGGUGGCGCGGAUCGCCUACUGCACAGCUGACCACAGUGUCAGACCCAACGUAUUUGCCUGGAUCUACCGGGAGAUCAACGAUGACCUGACCUUCCAGAUGGACUGCCAUGCUGUGGAGUGCGAGAGCAAGCUGGAGGCCAAGAAAUUGGCACACUCAAUGAUGGAGGCUUUCCGCAAGACUUUCCACAGCAUGCGCAGUGAUGGCCGCAUCCACAAGAGUGGCUCAUCGGACGAAUUUGCUGAGGACUCAUCCACCCCUGAAGACUCGACCCCAGACGACGGUUGAACUAAAACUCACCUAAACUCCUGAUCUCCAUCCUAACUAAGCGAGGGGUGACUGGAAGGAUGGACAGAUUACCUGUUCUCUCUCAUUCUCCCACCUACUAUCUCAUUCUGUUAUCAAUUUGGAACAAAAUUAAGUGAACCUGUGAACCAACACACCCAGGAUAAUGAAGUAGCUUUUUAAUACUGUAAAUGGAAGGUAGAUGAAAAAGGAGUUACAAAAGACCUACAUUUACAUACAGGGAUAGCAAAGUGCUGCCACAUUAAAUAAAUGGCCCUCAAAGACCCACAGGGGUCUUUUAAGGACCUCUGUAAAUGCCCUCAAGAGAUUGACUCGACAUUGCCAACUCCAUUUUCAACCACUGUCACUCCUGCACUCAGCAGAGACUCUGUUUGUGGUUCUUAAGCUUUUUCACCCAGGAAACAACAACGUUUAGUCCCUGUUCUUCUGACCCCAGCUCAUGACAACCUAUUGCUACUCUUGCCAUGUAGGGACCCAGCAGAAUAGGCCUGUGACCUAUUCCGGGUCCCAACCCAGAGUUUAUGAGACUGUUGGAGCACAUAAAUUCUUUAAAUGUUUAAUUAUGUGGGUCUCUGUUACAAUGCCUUUUGACCUUGCUAUUUGCGAAUGAGGAUGUGAAAGAAAAGCUAAGCCUUUAAGCACUAUUCAUAUUAUCACUAUGGUACCUUAGUCCAACCCCAAAAUUAUUCGCCGGCACGUCUGUCAUGUGAACGAUCGAGCCGGAGCUUCUACCGCCAUCUCCGUAUAAUAGGUACUUAAAGAUUCAGAGUAUGCAUACGGUACCUGGGAGAAUAUAGGUGCUACAUAGAUGUUUCAUUUUAGAAGUUCUCACUCGGCUGAAAGCCUAGGCCUGUCUGCGACACCUUAACCAUUUACUUCUGUUUUGAGUAUAUCAAAAUCCAGGCUGGAUUUUGCCUGUCAGAUUAUGUGCUCAGAUUAUGUGCCUCAGUUUCCUCUCACAUUAGUUUGGUCUCUUACCCAGGUCCCUAUGUGUGUAUGUGUGGCUGUGUGUGUGUGUGUGUUUCAACCUUUUUGUUUUUCUGUGUGUGUAGGUGUAAUUGCUUACUUCUGUACUUUAUGUAUAUGAAUGUACACGUGAGUGCUUGCAUCUCUAUGUGAAAGAGAAAAGGUAAGGGAGGAGGAAGAUUGGGGUGGGGGGGAGGGGGGUAUUGCAUGAUUAGCUGGAAGUGACUUCUCAUCUCCCUGGAAGCAUCCAUUUUUGAUGCUUAUUAAGGAGGUGUUUUAAAAUCAAGACAAGGUACUAUGACCAUUUGCCACGUUUUCUUACUUUUAUCUCGUAUGAAAUGAAAACACGAGAGUCUGAAUGUGCAAGUCACCGAGGUUGUAGGACCCUGAAACACAGCCGUCCAAGAUAAUGACUGACACCUCCUGGCCUCUGCUGAAUGUAUGAUGAGUCCAACGUGCUGUGAGUGCCUCACACCAUCUCCGGUCACUUCAGUCUCCCAUAAUCUCCUCAUGCUACCACAGACAAGUUGUAGGGGACAGUUAGGGACCAAUUUCACUCUGCUCUGCUGCCCUGCAUUGAGGCACCAUUGUGGGGUUAAAAACUCACCAUGCCACUUUCUUCUUCUUUUCUAACAGGACUGUAUUGAACAGAUUGGACGCUAUCAGUGGAAACAGUCUUUGGUCAGUGACUCAAACAGAAUGAUUAAGUGGCUCUGGUCAAAACACACACUCAAAUAUACACACCUACAUACAAUUAUACAUAUGUACACACACAUUGUAAUUGAAUAUUGCUCAAUAAGCUUAUGUAAAUACAAAUGUAUCACUUUCCAAAUAUUACAGCAUAAAUGUUGAUAGCUAUUUUAAAUACAAACAAAUGUUGAGGAACCAUCAUAUGAUACAGAAACAGUGUUAUAAAGCCUACUGUGAAUACUAAGUGGAGAGCUGUGUGUGUGUGUGUGUGUGUGUGUGUGUGUGUGUGUGUGUGUGUGUGUGUGUGUGUGUGUGUGUGUGUGUGUGUGUGGUAGGGAAGCAUGCUGAGGGGUGUGUAUGGACAGGCCAGAGGGGAGGGGGGGGGAAUGUUUAUAAAGCUGUAGAUUACUGUGUCAUGUCUGUCUGAAAGCUCAGACGUGCUUUAAAUGUUUGAAAAAUGUUACCUUAAGUGUUUUCUAUACAGUGUUUGCAAAGAUCAAGAAACAAUUGCAUAUAAAGUAUUUACCAAGA
Sander lucioperca (pikeperch) is the source of this 3124-nucleotide messenger RNA. RefSeq names its product phosphotyrosine interaction domain containing 1 (gene pid1). Lineage: Eukaryota; Metazoa; Chordata; Actinopteri; Perciformes; Percidae. The coding region runs from base 242 to 919 and encodes 225 amino acids. Gene Ontology annotation, biological process: regulation of reactive oxygen species metabolic process; negative regulation of D-glucose import across plasma membrane; negative regulation of insulin receptor signaling pathway. The record is from RefSeq and is a predicted model, not a curated record. The transcript has 3 exons. Gene Ontology annotation, cellular component: cytoplasm.